Molecule: messenger RNA, 2135 nt
Organism: Syngnathus typhle (broad-nosed pipefish)
Lineage: Eukaryota; Metazoa; Chordata; Actinopteri; Syngnathiformes; Syngnathidae
Gene: celf3a
Product: cugbp, Elav-like family member 3a
Exons: 14
Coding region: 516-1901 (461 amino acids)
Biological process (GO): regulation of alternative mRNA splicing, via spliceosome; mRNA splice site recognition
Cellular component (GO): nucleus; ribonucleoprotein complex; cytoplasm
Molecular function (GO): mRNA binding
Source: RefSeq, a predicted model, not a curated record
UACGACGUCAAAGGAGUGCACACACAUACACGCGCACGCACACACGCACACGCACGCACAUAAACACACGCUCAGAGGAUAGAUAGGACUGGAGAACCAACAGACUGACAAUUCCCUGCGCUCCACUGAAGGAAGCCGAAAUAUCCAACACAUUCACGUCGGUCGGGUCGGCGAAACAUUUGGGGGAUUUUUGUCUGAGAAAAGAAAAGAAAAGAAAAGAAAAAUCUCGGGAGCGUCACGUUAAAGGAGGCAAAACUCGCUCGCUCGCUCCUUUCCGAAUGAAGCCUUGUUAAAUCUGCUUUCUAAAAGGAUUUCAAGAGCCACCACAAGUCCAAUGAACUGAAUCGUUGAGACUGAACAAGUCCGAGGCGGAAGACAGCCAGGCAGGCAGCCAGGCAGCCAGGCAGCCAGGCAGGCAGGCAGCCAGCCAGCCAGCCAGCCAGGCAGGCGGGCAGCCAGGCAGGCGUCCACUGUUUUCGUCCAUUCUUUGCCAAGAGCAGCACCACAGACUCUCAAUGAAGGAGCCUGACGCAAUCAAGCUCUUCAUUGGGCAAAUACCCCGAAACCUGGAGGAGAAGGACCUGAAGCCCAUCUUUGAGCAAUUUGGCAAGAUUUAUGAGCUGACAGUGAUAAAGGACAAAUACACUGGGAUGCACAAAGGAUGCGCCUUCCUGACGUACUGCGCACGUGAGUCGGCUCUAAAAGCCCAGAAUGCACUGCACGAGCAGAAGACGCUGCCAGGGAUGAACCGUCCCAUCCAGGUGAAGCCAGCAGACAGUGAGAGUAGAGGGGAAGACAGGAAGCUGUUUGUGGGCAUGCUGGGAAAGCAGCAGACGGACUCCGAUGUCAGAAAGAUGUUUGAACCCUUUGGCAGCAUCGAGGAGUGCACGGUGCUCCGCGGGCCCGACGGUACCAGCAAAGGGUGCGCAUUUGUAAAGUUCCAGAACAACGUGGAGGCCCAGGCUGCUAUCAACGCUCUGCACGGGAGCCGUACUCUACCAGGAGCUUCGUCCAGUCUGGUGGUUAAGUUUGCCGAUUCGGAGAAGGAGCGGGGACUUCGGCGAAUGCAGCAGGUGGCCUCUCAGUUGGGAGUCAUCAGUCCCAUGACCCUGCACCUCGGGGCCUACAACGCCUACACGCAAGCUUUGAUGCAGCAGCAGGCGCUGGUUGCCCAGUCCGCCUACCUUUCUCCCGUUGCCACGGUGGCGGCCGUUCAGAUGCAACAGCUGGCUGCCCUCAACCCCAGCAGCAUCAUCGCCACACCCAUCGCAUCCAUCACUCCCUCCUCAGGAUUUCCUUGCCCUUCAUGUGCAGGUACCAGCACUCCACCCUCCAUUGCGGCCACACCUGUUCCUGCUCUGCCUCCAGCCAUCGCAGUGAGCAGCUACCCCUCCGUGGCAGCGCCACCCAACGGCCAAUCAGCAACCGAGGCCCUGUACACCAACGGGGUCCACGCCUAUCAAGCUCAGAGUCCUGUGCUGGACCCCCUGCAGCAAGCUUACACAGGCAUGCAGCACUAUACAGCCACCUAUCCCGCUGCCUACAGCCUGGUGGGGCAGCCGUUCCCCCACCAGCCCACCCUGGUAGCUCAGCAGCCGCAGCAGCCGCAGCAGCUGCAACAACGUGAAGGUCCGGAAGGUUGCAACAUCUUCAUCUACCACCUGCCUCAGGAGUUCACCGACUCUGAGAUCUUGCAAAUGUUCUUGCCCUUUGGAAAUGUCAUCUCAGCCAAGGUCUUUGUCGACCGUGCCACCAACCAAAGCAAAUGCUUCGGCUUUGUGAGUUUCGACAACCCAUCCAGUGCUCAGACUGCCAUCCAAGCCAUGAAUGGCUUCCAGAUAGGCAUGAAGAGACUGAAGGUGCAACUGAAAAGGCCCAAAGAUGCAAACAGACCUUACUGAAGGAGGACAAUUUAGGAGUUCAAUCAAGAAAAACCACCUCGGGAUGUCCCAGCCUUGUUUGGUUGUUUGACCAACCAUAAUAGCACAUAGGAGCAACACUUUACACACACACAGAGAAAAAAAAGACAAUGACGUGAUUUAAAAAUACACCCAAAAUACCAAAACACGACUAACUGCAGUAAUAUCAUCCAGCCACAAAUACUACAAUAUCAGAAGCGCUCCAAGAGUUCCUAU